Molecule: messenger RNA, 1011 nt
Organism: Cylicocyclus nassatus
Lineage: Eukaryota; Metazoa; Nematoda; Chromadorea; Rhabditida; Strongylidae
Source: the annotation of a GenBank genome assembly
AUGUCCGCGAAAUUUGCGGGCUACUGUGCCAUAGGAUUUUCCAGCAUAGCGCUGGUUAUGGUGAGCCUGUUCGUACCUGCACUAUGGAAUAAAAUCAAUCACAUUACACUUGAUUUGGAAAAGGAUAUGUUAGAGUUCCGACAUCUGCAAAACGGAGUUUGGACAAACAUGAAAGGCGAAAGAGUGGUGGCUCAGGCCAUAGCCAGAACAAAGAGGCAGAGCUACAACUGCAAUUGCAACGCCAAUGCUAAUUGUCCUCCUGGACCACCAGGAGUACCCGGAACACCAGGUUUGGAUGGAGCACCAGGCCUGCCUGGUGCUCCUGGAGCGCCGGGAAUGAGCGGUGUUAUGCCAUCAGUUGUGAUGGACCAUCAAGCUCACUGCCGCAUGUGUCCCAAUGGGCCACCAGGCUUCCCGGGCCCUCAGGGGCUAGCAGGGCCUCCUGGACUUGAUGGCCCUAGCGGUACUGAUGGCAUGCCAGGACCAGAUGGACACCCGGGAAUGCCUGGAAAUCCGGGACUGCCAGGCGAAGUCGGAAUGCCUGGGAAACCCGGACCACCUGGAGACAAGGGCCGUGAUGGUGCUACGAUGGGUAAAGGGCUUCCGGGAGAACCUGGGGAGCGUGGACCUAUGGGACCACCUGGUUUUCCUGGACCGGAAGGAGGAGCUGGAAAUCCGGGUAUACCUGGCAAUCAAGGACCUGCAGGACCUACAGGAGAAGUGGGGCCAGAAGGUCCACCAGGUUUCGAUGGACCAUCUGGACCUAUGGGUAUGCCAGGAGAGGACGCCAGUUAUUGUCAUUGUCCUGCAAGAACCAAGUCGAAAUUUGGAAUUAAAAUGUUUCGAACAUUCCUGCUUGUCGCUGCCCUGCUAAUGGUCCAACCAAUCACCGCUCGUCCCCAGAUACAACAAACUGGAGUAGUAACUUCACCAGUACAUCAACAAUCCGCAGUUGUUGGAUCUUCCCCCGUAGUCUCCCUCGUUGUCGUGCCCACACCUAUCAUAGGAUAG